This is a messenger RNA of Cajanus cajan (pigeon pea), 1337 nucleotides long. NCBI's taxonomy places the organism in Eukaryota, Viridiplantae, Streptophyta, Magnoliopsida, Fabales, Fabaceae. The record is from RefSeq and is a predicted model, not a curated record.
CCGGCGAUCUACAAUUUUACUGGAGGAUAUGGAUUUAUCAAUAUCAGACACAGAAGCAGAUGAUUAUGCUAAAAAUGGGACUGAUGAUGAAUGGGUAGCAUCAGAAGAUGAUGAAUGCGUAGCAUCAGAAAAAAUACAUGUUAGGAAAAGAAAGUCUAAGAGCAGACGUGCAAGCAUGGAAGACAAUCAGUCAAAUAUCAGUUCAGAAGAUGUAAAAGAUAAUUCAACAGAAGCAAAUGGAGGUGCAUCUGGGGAAACUGCAUCAGGAAUCUGCUGCUCUUGUAGUAAAUCUUCUUCUUGCAAGACAAACAAAUGCAAGUGCAAAGCUCUGGGCGGCACUUGUGGGAGUUCUUGUGGUUGCUUAGCAUCCAAGUGUGCCAACAGAAUAUCAGUCUCGAAUGAGUCACAAGUUGAAGGGACUGGUAAUGCUUCCAGUAUUGAGGAAUCAAACAAAGAUCGCCUUCUUGCUGCUCAAGGGGCUGAAUUGCUUCAAGGUGCACUGGUUGAGGGGCCUGCUGAAGCCCACAGUGAUCAUGGGCCAAGAAAACCUCUUUCUGAUAUUGGAAAUACACUGGCCAAAUCAAAUGCUCAGAAGGCUAAUCCAAGAAAGAAAUGGGGGAAGGUGAAGCCCCCAGUACUUGUUGUUACAGAUCCUCCACCUUCCUCUGAAGAUAAUUCUGAAGUCCCCAAGAAAGAAGAUAAUAGCAUCAAUGAAGCGAACAUACCACUGAAAAUGCACUCAUCUAGACCUGAAAACUCUUUGGUUGCCCCUAAGGUAGAGAAAAAUAUAAUUGACACAGAUAUACCUUUGAAAAUACCUCGAGCUAUGCGAAAGCAAGCAUCAUCAAAUGGUGGUGGCCUUCCACUGGGGGACAUGAACGCUGGUAAGCCAGAUGAAUCUGUCACAAAGAAGGAGUCUGAAGUGAUUGAAGCUAGAAGUCCCGUGAAACAAAAAAGAACAUUUGAGAAAGAGAACAAUGGACGUUAAUCUUGCGUCCAUUUCUUACCCUUUCAAGGGCGAAGACCAGGACUUAAGACGCAUGGCAUUACCAUAUUCUUAUGGUGUAUCUGUUGAAGAUAAAGAAGGCGCGUGGUUUGUAUCGGGUGUCUAAACGUGUAUCGAUCAUUAUUUUCGUUUGUCUUCGGUAGACAAAUAUAUUAUUUGGCUUCCUUUUUUUUUUUUUUUUUUUGCUUGUAAGACAAAUUUAUCCAAACUCCAAAUGAUUCUGUGCUGGUGAUCAUCAAAUUAUCAUGGCAUAACCUUGGAGUUAAAUCACUUUGUACCAAUGAUCAGAAUGAAUUGAGUUGUUCAGUGGGAAAAAUUGGAGCUUAAGUUC